UUCCGCGACCUGCUUGCUCAUUCUGAUAAUACUGCGUCUCCCUUACGCUCAGCCCUGCCCCCGUCAACUGUCAAGGCAGUCAUUUUAAACGGCUUCUAUGGCGCGACCUGCCCGGCGUUUUUCCUGCGAUCACCAACCUCGUCAGAAGCGUUCGGUUCAACUGUCCUU
Molecule: messenger RNA, 168 nt
Organism: Pelobates cultripes (western spadefoot toad)
Lineage: Eukaryota; Metazoa; Chordata; Amphibia; Anura; Pelobatidae
Source: the annotation of a GenBank genome assembly